Molecule: messenger RNA, 2183 nt
Organism: Aspergillus alliaceus
Lineage: Eukaryota; Fungi; Ascomycota; Eurotiomycetes; Eurotiales; Aspergillaceae
Product: SMI1/KNR4 family protein
Exons: 2
Coding region: 548-2152 (534 amino acids)
Biological process (GO): cell wall biogenesis; regulation of fungal-type cell wall biogenesis
Cellular component (GO): mating projection tip
Source: RefSeq, a predicted model, not a curated record
GAAGUGGAAGAAGGAUAAGAGACAAAACAGCUCAGAGGAGGAACGAAGAGUUUAUCAUCACCAAUAAAUUACCUUUGUUUUCAGUGCGCUAUUCCUUCCUUCUAUUCCUCAAGAUAGUUGAGAUAGAUAUUAUCACAUCACAUCUCAUCCCUCCCUUUGCCUGCAAGUCUUUCCUUUCUUAUUAUCGUUCUUAUUAUUAUAAUUUCAUUUCAUUACCUUUAUAUAUUUUAUUUUAUUAUUUUAUUAUUUAUUUUUCCCUUUUCCUUUUCGGCUUUUCUUUUGACCUUCUCCUUUGGCCUCUAAACCAGAUCUCCAUUCACUACCUUUCCGCCUUGUUAUCUACUUCUACUUUCUGCCCUUGUAACCCUUUCUUGGAAACACUUAACAUUUGUCUCCCUUUCCUGCCUCCGUGAUUUGUCUCUUCCCUUACACUCCUGAUUCCACCUCCAAAAUCACCCAAUGACCCGUGUUUGAUACGCAUAAGGUCUCGGAAAGGAGCAGAUUCAUAUUUAAGAUCAAUCUGCCCUUGUUUUGCUAAGUUUCUACCAUGGCGAACCCAAUCACUUCAGCAUGGCGCUCUUUUUGGCAUACAAUGACUUCUUACGAUCGGCAUGCAUCCCACGACUCCCCUUAUCGAACGGGUCAACAUGUACCUCUUAGCCAAAGUCGACAUGAGCCUCUGACCUCGAUUGCAACAAGCGCCAUUGAGUCGCGACCUGACCUGACCGAGACCUACGAGGAAGAUCAGCUCAAAGGCUCAACUGGCCCUAAUGGUUGGACCGGCUCCCCCACCGGAGUUGGCUCCCCUACUCGUCCUUACUCGCCCGGAAUGCGAUCGCUUUCUUCUCAGAAGCGCCGCUCAACCGAUCCCGGUGCAGAUGGCGUCCCAGAAAUCCAAAUGCAGAGUUUCCACGAUGGCGCUCCACCCCCUCCCCCAGUGGCCCAUUCAUGGAGGAAGAUUGAGCGAUGGCUAGAGAAUAACUACGAGGAACUUUAUGACAAUCUCUGCGAAGGUUGCACCCAGAACGACAUCAAUGAGCUGGAGCAUGACCUGGACUGUAGCCUACCGUUGGAGGUGCGAGAGUCUCUGAUGGCACAUGACGGACAGGAACGCCCCGGUUUGCCUACCGGUGUUGUUUUUGGGUGUAUGCUCCUGGACUGCGAAGAAAUAGUCCAAGAAUGGAAGAACUGGAGAAUUGUCAACGACGAAUUUCUGAGUUCCCCUGGCAUUAUCAAUACCCCACUCCCUAAAGCUGCGGCAUGCUCCUCUUCGGCUGCCCCGCCAGCUCCUACCACAGGGUCAAAUCCGUUAUGGAGGCAGGAUCUUCUUGAGCGACAAGACUCUCAGCCGCCGGGUGCUGUUCAGAAAGCAUAUGCCCAUCCUGCUUGGAUACCCAUGGCUCGUGAUUGGGGUGGGAACUGUAUCGCAAUCGAUCUGGCGCCAGGACCCGCAGGAAAAUGGGGCCAGGUCAUCAUAUUCGGUCGUGAUUAUGAUUGCAAGUACGUUAUUGCUCGGUCUUGGGCUUCUUUCCUCGCAGUUAUGGCCGACGACCUUUGCAGCGGCAAGGUUUCUGUAGAUGAAGAGACGAAUGAGCUUAAGUUGUUGGAAUUCAAGGCUCAGAAUGUUGAGCCUCCUUAUAUGGAAAUUCUACGUUGGCGUACAGAUCAGAAGUAUGGCCGGAGGCCUCCUCGUCGCAAGGGUCCUAAUGGUCUUGGAUUGAGUACCGGUGGUAAAUCGGGGAAAGAGUCUCCUUAUGGUAGUCCAACACCCAGUGAAGAACGUGGAAGGUCGCCCCAUCGCUUCCCCAACCGUGCAUCUACUCAGAGUCCCAAAACACAAUUUGGUAUAUCCAGCCCUCUUGCUCGCGUUACGGAAGAGGCUCCAAGCCCUGUACACACAGGAGCGAGCACCGAUCUUCCUGAGAACACCAUUGAGGGCAAUGGAAAGGAAACACAGAGCGAAGAUCUAAUGGAAGUGUCAACACCACAUAUUACGGGUAAAGAAAAUGAGGGACUCUUAGACGACAAGGGCGCUGAGCAACAACCGCCAGAGUCAGAGAAGCCGCAGAAGCGGGAAUCGACGCAAGGAUCUUCUGGCGCUACUGCUUUGGAUACUGAGGUCUUGGGUGAGAUGAAAAAUGUGGCCAUCUAGAUCUGAUUCAAGCACCUUCAUACAUUGUUUC